AUGAACCGUCUUGCAGCCAGCCAGAGGACAAAAACACAGGUUAUCCUCAAGUUACUGCCGGGAGCCCAUACCGCGUUGAAAACCGCUAAUACUUUGCGCCGCUCCUACUCCAUCGUCCAAAGCAAGAAGCCACCAAGAGUUCCAAUCUCAAUCGACGGCAAGACUCAGGAAUUCUCCUCCCUCCUUUUGCGUGACUCCUGCCAAUGUCCGUUGUGCGUUCACGAAUCAACCAAACAGCGUCUCUUCUCGACCGCCGAUAUCCCAGCCAACAUCCAAGCCCGUUCGGUCGAGAUUGAUCCUGCCUCCGAGUCUGUGAACAUCAAGUGGGAGAAUGAUGCCCCGGGUUGUAGCCAAGAUCACACUACGAAGCUGAGCAUGACGGCCCUACGAGAGAUCAUCGAGUCGGGCUCUCUCCCCGGCUUCGGCAGAGACAAACACGAUGCGCAGGUUCUGUGGACUAAGGAGCCUCUACCAAACUUAGAUGACUUCGAUUACGAAGAGUAUAUGAAGGAUGAUAAAGAAGUCUAUAAGCUCAUUCAUCAGCUUCGAACUGAUGGCCUGGCGUUUGUCACAAAUGUUCCUGGCAAGGUAGACUCGCUAGCCACGAUCGCUGAACGCAUUGGUCCCGUCCAGGAUACCUUUUAUGGCCGCACAUGGGAUGUGCGUACGGUUCCUCAAGCCAUCAACGCCGCAUAUACGUCCGCCGAUCUGGGUUUCCAUACCGACUUGCUAUACUUCCAGAACCCUCCGCAUGUUCAGCUUCUCCACUGCGUCCAAUCUGCAUCCAAGGGAGGAGCCAGCGUCUUUGCCGACGCCUAUAAGUCGGCAAUCGACUUAUUCCACUCGGAUCCAGAGGCAUUCGAGACCCUUGCCGCAAUCCCCGUCAACUACCACUACAACCAUCCCAAUGACAACGUAUACCGCACGACGAAGCCAGUCAUUGACCUCCGACCGCUCCAAAUCGGCGAUAAGGUGUAUACUCGUGUUCAAGAUUAUGCUCAAGACUACCACCAGCUCAGCCUCAAGAAUGGAGGCUCUGGAUGGGGCGACGCGGUGCUCGUUGAACAUAUGCUAAAGAUCAACUGGGGUCCCCCGUUCCUCGCACCCUUUUCGAAUCAUCAAGACCCCCUAGUUGAGAAACGAGGCGAUCAAUCACCUCUAUCAGUAUUGAACGAUAAGGUCGACGCAUGGCACGAAGCUGCUUUCAAGUUCAACGCAUUGCUACAGCGGUCCGAGUAUCUUUUCGAGCGAAAGAUGAACUCGGGUGACUGUGUCCUUUUUGACAACACGAGAACUCUGCACUCAAGGAGAGCUUUUGACAUGGCUGAUAUUGGAAAGCCACGAUGGUUAAGGGGCACUUACGUUGAUAAGGAUUCAUACUUCAGCAGGCUGCGUGUCUUGAAGAAUAGAUUUGGCUAAUAAUGUAUGAGGGGCAGGACGUGAGUGAAGGGGCGUCAAAAGACCGGUCAGUCUGACACUCUUAAAGUCAGAUAAAUAAGACUUAAAGAAGAUUCAAUAGUUUAAGAGCCUGUAGAUAUAAUUCAUUCAUUAAGAUUACUGUAAG
Molecule: messenger RNA, 1564 nt
Organism: Fusarium redolens
Lineage: Eukaryota; Fungi; Ascomycota; Sordariomycetes; Hypocreales; Nectriaceae
Exons: 3
Coding region: 1-1419 (472 amino acids)
Biological process (GO): carnitine biosynthetic process
Cellular component (GO): mitochondrion
Molecular function (GO): oxidoreductase activity
Source: RefSeq, a predicted model, not a curated record